Molecule: messenger RNA, 852 nt
Organism: Ilex paraguariensis (yerba mate)
Lineage: Eukaryota; Viridiplantae; Streptophyta; Magnoliopsida; Aquifoliales; Aquifoliaceae
Source: the annotation of a GenBank genome assembly
AUGCCUACUACAACUUCGAAGCACAAGCCUGAAGAGCCUUCACCAAGGGCCUCCCUACAUAUGCUGCUGUUUUCAAGAAGCAACUUCCGGCAAUUCAAGGGUCAGAUCCCCCCAGAUCUGCUGAAGAAGAGGCAAAAAGGUUCAGGGGUUGUGGACAGUGAUUUAGGUAAUGAGCAGCCACAGGUGGAGUCCCAACAGGGUAUCUCAAACACCAAUGAGCAGGCCAAGGUUGUGACGGGGAUGGGAGAGUCCAAGGAUUUAAUGGAACGGAAAGAUUCUCAUGCUUCGUACCAAAUGGAGAAAGCAAAUAAUCAAAACACUACUCAUGUAACAUCUACUGCUGGAAACGAUUCAGAGAAGAGUAAUUUGAACUCUCGUGAAUUGGAGGGGGAGACCUCAGUGCAGGUUUAUUCUCAUAGUACUGAGAUAGGCAGUGUGGAAAAGGAUGGAAAUGUUAGAGGAAACGCAUUGGAGUCCCGAAGGAGGGGAGAGGAACACGUCAAGGAGGUUAAGUGCUCUCCAACUGCACAUACUUCUACACCCAAGGACACAAUGGAGUUAAAUUCUGUGGAGAGGAUCUCAAUGGCAAAGGAAAUUAUAAGUGAAGGAGAGGCUUCUGAUUAUAUUGGAAGUGAGGCAUUGGAGAACGAUUCUGAUAAUGAAGAUCAGGCCACAAAGCUCGAAGCAGAGGUACUUAGGAAUGCAUCGAGGGUUAGAUUCUCAUCCUAUUCCUCAGAAGUUGCUGAAGGAAAUCCAUANAGGUAUGCAAAGCUCAAAGCAGAGGUACUUAGGAAUGCAUCGAGGGUUAGAUUCUCAUCCUAUUCCUCAGAAGUUGUUGAAGGAAAUCCAUAG